AUGGCUACGUGGAGGCGGGACGGCCGACUGACUGGCAGCCAGCGGCUGCUGUGCGCGGGGCUGGCAGGGGCGCUGAGCCUCACCCUCACAGCACCCCUGGAGCUGGCCACUGUGUUGGCCCAGGUCAGCGUUUGGCGAGGCCACGCCCAUGCCCCGUGGGCCACCGCGCGUCUCGUGUGGCAGGCCGAGGGGCUCCGGGCCCUGUGGAAGGGGAACGCGGUGGCUUGCCUGCGCCUCGUUCCCUGCAGCACCGUGCAGCUCGCCGCCUACCGCAAGUUUGUUGUGCUGUUCACAGAUGACCUGGGCCACAUUUCCCAGUGGAGCGCCACUGUGGCGGGGAGUCUGGCCGGCAUGGUGUCCACCAUUGUGAUGUAUCCUACAGAUCUCAUCAAAACCCGGUUGAUUGUGCAGAACAUGCUGGCACCAUCCUACAAGGGGCUUGUCCAUGCUUUUGCUACUGUUUAUCGACAGGAAGGGUUCCUGGCCCUUUAUAGAGGGGUUUCCCUGGCUGUUUUAGGUGCUCUCCCAUUCUCUGCUGGCUCCCUUCUAGUUUACAUGAACCUGGAGAAAAUCUGGAAUGGACCCCGAGACCAGUUCUCUCUCCUGCAGAACUUUACCAAUGUCUGUCUGGCUGCUGCAGUGAGCCAGACCCUCUCCUUUCCCUUUGACACUGUGAAGAGAAAAAUGCAGGCUCAGAGUCCCUACCUCCCCCACUAUGGAGGAGUUGAUGUCCAAUUUUCAGGAGCAGCGGACUGCUUCCGACAGAUCGUGAAGGCCCAAGGGGUACUGGGGCUCUGGAAUGGAUUGACAGCCAACUUACUGAAGGUUGUUCCCUAUUUUGGAGUCAUGUUUAGCACCUUUGAGUUCUGCAAGAGAAUCUUUCUUUACCAAAAUGGUUAUAUCAUGUCUCCUCUGAGCUAUAAAUUGACCCCAGGAGUGGAUCAAAGUUUGAAGCCCCAAGAAUUACGGGAAAUAAAGUUCUUCAAAACUGGAAAACUGAAGUCUCGAAAACCAACUUUGUGAUGUCAUAGUGGAAAGUAUAGUACCAGGGCACUGGCUGAAGACAUGUGACAAUCACAGACAAAUGUCGCCUCUAAUUGUGCACAUGAGAAGUAAUGACAGGGCAAUCCUGUCCGCUGACUCUUCACCAUGAGAUGGUUUGGUCAUCUGUUGCCUCAGAGCCCCUUACUGACGUCCCUGAGAACACUUGUGCUAUGAAGUUUUCCAACACUCCUGAGUCACAAUGACAUACCACCAGAUUGUAUAAGCAAAGCCCAGUGGUCAUAAAUGUACAAUAGCCUCUAAAAAGAAACAAGAGAGAAAAGAAAAGAAGAAGAAGGUGUUGUGAUAUUUCAGAGCAACUUGCAUGGGAAUGUGCAGUCCUGAGCUCAGCCCCAAGGUGACUCUCAGAUGAUACAGAGUCCUCCCAGUUGGACCUGUGGCCUCCCCUUCUAGUUAAUCUAGGUUAACUUCUGAGAACAUCCACUGCAACGUAUAGCUUACAAGUUAUCUUGAACCAGAUGAAAAAGAAAUAAUAAUCAUAACUUUUCUUCUGUUUCUUUGAGACAGUGUUUCACUGUGGAGCCCAGGCUGACCUUGAGUGAGCCAUCCUCAUGCAUCCAGUCCAGUGCUGGAAUUUCUGCUAAGUGUUACCACUUAAAGCUGACAGUGCUAAAGCCAGGCACUGGUGGCUCAAAUCACUAAUCCUAGCUACUCCAGAGUCUGAG
Messenger RNA from Dipodomys ordii (Ord's kangaroo rat), 1727 nucleotides. It is a transcript of the gene Slc25a43, whose product is annotated as solute carrier family 25, member 43. The transcript has 5 exons. Lineage: Eukaryota; Metazoa; Chordata; Mammalia; Rodentia; Heteromyidae. The record is from RefSeq and is a predicted model, not a curated record. Gene Ontology annotation, biological process: transmembrane transport. The coding region runs from base 1 to 1023 and encodes 340 amino acids.